GGUGUGGCUGUCAUGUAGCACUCACUGGCGAAAGAGGCGAACGCGAACAGCUUCCAUCUCGGGAAGCCGAGAGGCAAGCUGGAUAUCAUAGGCAUUAAACGCCUCGCCGCCGCUAGCGACGAGAGAGACCCCGGUAUGGAUCCUUUGAGGCCUCAGCAUCGUCAUCAUUCUUUGUGCCUGUCCCUUGGAGCUCCUGGAUCUUGGCUCUUGGCUCUUGGCCUUUGGCUCUUGGGAUACUGGAUUUUGAGAUGGAGUUGGAGUGCAGGCCGACCAGAGUGCGGAAGAUCGGGUUCUUCACCCUCACCGGGGUGCUUUCUGGGGAAGGUGCAAAAGGGAGAUUGCAAGCCUGGAGUAACUACGGAGUAUCUCGUCGAUGCUAGUAUGGAUGGGGCAGGUUGUUGGCAACGCAGCCCGAGUCAGAAGGAGGGGGUCGCGGCCAUUUAUCGGGCCACCGGCCAAUCAGCCCGCCCGCAUCAUCUGAUCCGCUCGACACCCGCAGGCUCAGGCAUCAGUACCGGGUGACUCCAGCCAUACAGCGUACGGUCACAUACCCCCGACAUUACCCACUCGGCCCCGGGUCUCUCCAAUCCCCGGACCUCCUCCGCAUCCCAGUCAUCCACAUCGCCUCGCUUCCAUGGUAGGUUCCAAUGCACCUUCUCAACAUCCUCAAGAUCCACAUCCUCCCCUCCCCCGUCCUCAACCUCAGUCGUCCCGAACUCUACGGUUGCUAGUUUCGUCUCUUCCCCGCAUCAAUUC
Molecule: messenger RNA, 756 nt
Organism: Aspergillus heteromorphus CBS 117.55
Lineage: Eukaryota; Fungi; Ascomycota; Eurotiomycetes; Eurotiales; Aspergillaceae
Exons: 1
Coding region: 136-522 (128 amino acids)
Source: RefSeq, a predicted model, not a curated record